AUGUAUGCCCAAGCAGUCGCAAGACGCAGUCCACAAUGUCUGAAUAUCAAAGAUUCGCUCGUGGGCCUUGUCUACAAAUACUCAACUGCCGUGCCUUCUAGAAACGCAAACCCCGUGUCUACUUCAAGACCAAUUGACCCACGAUGGCUUUCGGAUACGAAGCAGAGGGUCGGAAAGUGUAUCACUUUUGGUCUUCCCUCGAAACAGCUUGUUGAGGCUAGCAGCAUCUUACAACAACUUGCUUCGGAUUGGACGGAGCUGCUGAUGGGUAGCGAGGGAUACUUGACUGCUCCAGGCAGAGUUGGACUUGAGAAACAAGCAGUCGUAUGGGGUGAAAUGCCAAUGACUUGGCCAGAUCGAAUAUCAGUCUUUCACAAACUGAGAUUCAGACCAGACGAAAGUACGGAGUCAAUCAUUCUCGACGUGGUGAUACUUUCGGAGAGUAAACAACGGCCGGCAGCGCGAUGUUUAGAAGACGUUGUUGUGUACGAUUACCGCACGAGCAGAAGAACCACGCUGCCGCCCUUCAUGCUUGAUCAAUUCCAACGGACAUUUGAGUUGCAGGAGACGGCAAGAUUUGAGAAUGAGAGCAAGAUCCAUCAUUUACUCAACAGAGUACGAGAUAUAGAACGCAACACUUGGGAUAGACCAGACGCGCGGGAAGACUUGGGAAGUGCGAGAUCAUGA
Messenger RNA from Endocarpon pusillum Z07020, 687 nucleotides. RefSeq lists its product as uncharacterized. The transcript has 2 exons. Bases 1 to 687 code for a protein of 228 amino acids. The record is from RefSeq and is a predicted model, not a curated record. NCBI's taxonomy places the organism in Eukaryota, Fungi, Ascomycota, Eurotiomycetes, Verrucariales, Verrucariaceae.